Molecule: messenger RNA, 3435 nt
Organism: Acromyrmex echinatior (Panamanian leafcutter ant)
Lineage: Eukaryota; Metazoa; Arthropoda; Insecta; Hymenoptera; Formicidae
Source: RefSeq, a predicted model, not a curated record
CCGAGCUGGUCUGGACAUGAGUACGAUGCUCGAUUUUACGUUUACCGCAUGGUAUAUGACGUAAAAUCGUGUAUUUCGUACAAAUAGUUUUUUUUUACUAUUAAUAUAAAAUAUGCUGAACUGCGACUAUAAGCAACCAUUGUGAAAAAGUGUAUUUAUUGAUGAAUGUGAAUAUUGUACCGACCGUACCGACGUCUGCUAACAUUCGAUUCGUUUUAGGUUAUAACAUUUAUUUAAGCUAAAUUGCUCUCUCGACAAUGAUUAUUUAAUACGAACUUAUUUCGGCGAUGCAAAAUAGUUGUAUUCGCGCUAUCGAAUAUCCCUAACUUGUAUAUUAGUGGAUAUUUAACGUUUUCAACGCAUUAUUAUGGUUAUAGAGGUAAAUCAAUAUGGCAGAACAACAACAAACCUCUCCUGGUUUCAAACACAUGUCUUUGGAUAAGAUCAUUGAAGCUAUGACUCCAGAUUUGGAAGGUUCCAAUGGUCAUUAUGCCCAGUUUAAUGUUCCUUCACAACAAACCACUUCUCGUAAUUGGGGAGAUUAUGUACCUGGACAAACUAGACAUCAUGUCACCAGUCAACCCACACAUUCUAAUUCUGGAAUACAACCUAUGACACCAAUGACCACAUCUCUGUAUAUGCAAGAUAUGUCCAGUUAUGAUACUACAACCACUGAUUCAAUAUAUUUUCCAUCACAAACAACAGUAAAUCACCUAGGCAUUAAUGAAAAUAAUGAUUUAAUUGGUACCAUUGAUGUCGGAGGUGGUAACUAUAUUAAUGUUAUUUAUGGGAAUGCUUCUCAAAUUAUGGCUGAGCAAUGUCGUCUUUCAAAUAUGACACCCUACUCUAAUCAAAGUAUUGUCAAUCAGGAGUAUGGGCUUUUCAAUGAUCAACAUAUGACUGUACCAUCUGAGUUGCCAAGUCAAAACUUUAAUGGAAAACAGCUAAUCGACAAUCUAGUUGAAAAUUGGGUGCCAAAUCAAUCUGGUACUUAUAGUCCAUUUGGAGGAUCUCCCAAUAUCACACCUGUACCACAAGCUGUACGAGAUGUAAGAGAAAGCGAGGAUUUACCUUCUAGAAAUAUAUCUGACUCUCAAUACAAGAAACCAAGAAUGGUGGCUGAAGUAAAGCCUAUGCGACCGUCUUACUCUGAUGUUUUAACAAAAUCUGCACCCACUCCGCCAUCUCCAUUAACGGUUCAACCUGUGAAACCAAAAAUCGAGAUAGCAGGCAAGAAAAUCUCUAAUAAGAACAUGAAAACUAAGAACAAGCCUACAUUAUUGAAGAGACAAAACUCGUCUGGUAGCGAUGAUCACAAUUCUCCGAAAAUGCAAAUUCCUAGAAAAGUUUUUGAAAAAAAUUCUUCCAACCUUCCAAGACGUUGGGUAUCACUAGACAAUCUUGGUUCACAAUCCGAUUCUCGUCAGAUAAACGCUUUUGAUAGAUCCGUUCAGUUUUGUUCGGAAAAGAAGAAAUCUGAUAAGAAAUCAUCUAAGAAAACAGAAAAGAAUGAAACUCUCAAUAAUACCAAGGUACAAAACAAUAAUCCCAAAACUGCAGGAAUUCCGAAACGUCCGAUACAGAUAAAUAACAAUUUGAACACAAUCAAUACAUCCAGUCAGACAAUCUCAUCUGAAAGAAUAGAAAAGAAUCAACAAAUUAUUAAUAAAGUGACUAAAGAGGAUAAAAAGGCGGUCAAGGAAAAGAAUCUUAAACGGUUUCAAACUGAAAAAGCCCAGCAACAAAUUAAGAAGGGACAAAGAAAUAGGAAGAGAGACAAUAGAGAAUCUUCUAUUAAAGAUUUAUAUAAAAACUUGAAUAAGUAUGCGACUCGAUGGAGCAAAAUUUUAUUGAAAAUCUUUUAUUGGCUAUUGCAUUUAAUCUCUGAUGUAGUUAGCAUGAGCAUCAACCUGGUUAUUCAACUUGGCAAAUGUGCUUGGUAUCACACCAUACUUUAUUUAAAGUGCUGGUGGAUAUAUGUGGCUGUGACAUUUUGUAAAAUUCAUAUUUUAAAUGCUAUUGGUAAACAAUUGGACAAUUGGCUUGGUAGUAGUAAAUUUGCGUUCUGGCGAAAGAUAAAUACUAAGAAGAACGAAGACAAAGAAGACAAUGGUAAUUGGAUUCAUGGUGGACUAGAAACUAAUAUCGCAUUACCCAGCACCGGUGAGGAAGCCAUGAAAAGAUUAUUAGCAUGCAAAGGAAAGGAUCCUUACAGCAUACUUGGUGUUACGCCUACAUGCUCGGAUGAUGAUAUUAAAAAAUAUUAUAAGAGGCAAGCCUUUCUAGUGCAUCCGGAUAAAAAUCAUCAGCCAGGGGCGGAAGAAGCAUUCAAAAUAUUGGUACAUGCCUUCGAUAUCAUUGGGGAACCGGAACGUAGGCAAGCGUUUGAUCAGACUAGACAAGUCGAAGCGGCUUGGGGCGAGCUAAGCGAUUUGCUAUCUCAACUUCAUCGAAAGAUGGAACAAGCAGCAAAUACAAUAAGAUGUACAAAUUGUGGCUUGAGACACAAACGUAUCCCUACGCAACGUCCUUGUUAUGCCGCGCGAUUUUGUAAUCAAUGCAAAAUACGUCACAGUGCAAAAGAAGGUGAUAUAUGGGCAGAGUCUCGUUUAAUGGGUUUCCUAUGGCACUAUUACGCGUGCAUGGAAGGAGCUGUGUACGAUGUAACUGACUGGGCAGCUUGCCAAGCUGGGAAUCUCAAACAUCUUAGAGCGAAUACGCAUAGUGUCCAAUAUAGAAUCGUCUUAGGACAAAGAUUACCGUCUCAAACACCCAAUAGCGGUAAAAAGCGGCAACAGAUAGAUCCCAAUACAAGCGAAGCGGAUUUCGAGGAUUUCCUAAACAAUCUCUACAACCAUAGUAAAUCUGCUGGCGUUAAUACAUCGGGAGAUCAAAAUUCUUUCAGAAGUGAUAGCAGACGACGCAAAACUAAGCGUAAGAAGUAGAUAAAUAGCAGUAGAUGAACAAUUGCUAAGCGUUUGACGUCGUUAUAUAAUUAUAAAGUGCGUAUCACAUUAGAACGCAUAUUAUACGCAAUCUUAAAUUUAUAUAUUAUCCUUAAAUAAUUAACCUUAGCAUAUAGAUGUUAUAUUCAUAAAACGUUAAUAUCUGUGACUGAUACACAAUAUGAGAUUAUGAGAAACUGUGUUCACGAUGAACGUACAUGUACUACAAAACAUCAUAUCGAGUAGACUCACAUUAAAAAAAAGAAAAAAAAACUCUGAGAAUGAUAGGAGAGUAUCACAAUAGUAAUUAUUUAAAACAACAGAUACAUUAAACGAAAAUAUUCAGUGCGAUAUUUUAUAGAUUUAAAAUAACAAAAAAAUGUUGAUUGUCUCCAAGAUAAUACAUAGAGAUGCCAAAUAAUGAUCAUAGAAACAAAGUAUUGUAUGCGUCGCAAAGCUAGAUUUGAACAUAAAAAUUUUUAUAUACGCA